AUGAGCGCUGAUGUUAAAAGGCAGUUUUUUUUCUUGACCCUUGACGACUCUCCAAAGGAUUCCACAAAGUUACAGGAACUAUUAGCUACUAUUGCAAAAAUGGAAUCAACUUAUAGUAAAGGCCGAGUAUGUAACAAAACUCGCUGCUAUGUCCUUAAUCCUGACCUUUAUAGCAUCAUCGGUAAAUCUAGAAAUUACGACGAAUUAGUAUUCGCUUGGAAGGGAUGGCGUGAUUCAGUUGGACGCAAUGUUAAGCGUGAUUAUAUGAAAUAUGUCGAAAUAUCCAAUAUUGGUGCUACUGAUAAUAAUUAUGCUGAUGAAGGCGCCUACUGGAGAGUGCAAUACGAAUUACCCGAUGAACAAUUUUUUGCUGAAUUAGAAAAAUUAUGGACACAAAUGAAACCAUUUUAUGAGCAGUUGCACGGGUAUAUUCGUGGUAAAUUGAGGCAGAAAUAUGGCAAAGAUAAAAUUUCUGAAGAUGGCCCAAUACCAGCUCAUCUAUUGGGCAAUAUGUGGGCACAAUCGUGGGAAAAUCUCUACGAUAUGGUUGUUCCUUAUCCCAAUCAACCCAUCGUUGAUGUUACUUCUGAGAUGGUGCGACAAAACUAUACCGUAUUGAAAAUGUUUGAAUUGUCAGAAGAAUUCUUUUUAUCCAUUGGGAUGAAAAAAUUACCUGAGAUCUUUUGGAGGAAUUCCAUCAUUGAAAAGAGGAAAGACGUUGCUAUGACUUGUCAUGCUUCCGCAUGGGAUUUAUCUAUCGAUUACGACGUUAGAGUAAAGAUGUGCACUAACAUCAAUCAAGGUGAUUUGAUAACAGUACAUCACGAAUUAGGCCAUAUCCAAUACUAUCUUCAAUAUUGGGAUCAACCUAGUGUGUAUAGAAGAGGAGCCAAUCCUGGUUUCCAUGAAGCCGUUGGUGAUACCCUUGCUCUGUCAGUAGUAACACCCAAGCAUUUACAAAACAUUGGAUUACUUAAACAAGUUAGCAGCUCUAACGAGGCCGACAUUAACUACUUAUUAUCGCAAGCUCUGGAUAAGAUUGCUUUUAUUCCAUUUGGCUACUUAAUGGAUCAAUGGAGGUGGAAAGUCUUCUCCGGCGAAAUUAUCCCAACCGAUUAUAAUUACAACUGGUGGGAGCUACGGAAUAAAUACCAAGGAAUUGUUCCACCUGAACUUCGUAGCGAAAUUGAUUUCGAUCCAGGCGCAAAAUAUCAUAUUCCUGCCAGUGUACCUUAUAUCAGAUAUUUCGUUAGCUACAUCCUCCAAUUUCAAUUCCAGCGAUCGCUUUGUCAAGCUGCAAACAAAACCAAUGAACCUUUAUAUCUUUGUUCUAUUUAUCAAUCUCAAGAAGCUGGUGAAAAAUUAAGUGAAAUGUUGUCGCUUGGAAGAAGCAAGCCAUGGCCAGAAGUAUUGAAAGCUCUUACCGGUGGUACUGGUAUGGAUGCUACAGCAAUCAUCGAUUACUUUAAACCAUUAAAUGACUGGUUGACGAAAUAUAAUAAGGAUAAUAACUUCAAAGUUGGCUGGGCCGGAAACGGUACUGUCAAACAGCAAGCUAUUAAGUUCGUCAUGUGGUAUCAACAUGAAGCUGAAAAGAUUUAUCAUAAGAAUACUUGGUAUCAAUGGAACUACAGCACAAAUUUAACAUCUCAUAAUGCCAAACUCUCUGCUGAGAGCUCUAUUAACACAACCGCCGCCAUUGUAGCUUUAAGAAGAAAGGGACACAGUUUACAGAAUGUAUCGAUCAAUUCAGAGAUUGAUCGCCAAUUACGGAUUGCUACAUUUAUACCAGCAAGUGCUGGCUCACCAGAAUCGGAAGAGCUUGUUGGUGUUAAUAACGAGAUGGAUAGGUUAUAUAGUACUGGAAAAGCCUGCAAUGGGACUACAUGUUAUUCGUUAAAUCCUGGCUUGGAUGGAAUUUUAGCGAAGUCCAGGGAUUAUAAUGAACUACUUUUCGCUUGGCAUGGCUGGAGAAAUGGUACCGGACCAAGUAUCAAGCCUUACUAUAUAAAAUACGUUUCAUUAAUGAACACCUUAGCUAAACAAGCAAAUUAUAGUGAUGCAGGUGCCAGAUGGAGAUCCAGAUAUGGCAAUAACUCCAAAGCCUUUACUGACAAUGUUCAAAAGUUAUGGUUACAAUUGAAACCGUUCUAUCAAAAUCUGCACGCUUAUGUUAGAAAGCGAUUAAGAGAAAAAUAUGGUGCCGAUAAAGUCUCACGCACAGGUCCAGUACCCGCUCAUCUCUUUGGUAAUAUGUGGGCACAAUCAUGGAUUAAUAUUUAUGAUAUGUUGGUACCAUAUCCCAAAAAGCAAAUAUUGGACGUAACUGAUGAAAUGGUUAAACAAAACUAUACGGUCAAGAAAAUAUUUGAAGUAGCUGAUGAAUUUUUCGUCAGUAUGGGUCUAGAACGUGUACCUAAAUCCUUCUGGAAGAAUUCUAUGCUUGAAAAACCAAAAGAUCGACAGGCAAUCUGUCAUGCAUCCGCUUGGGACUUUUACAGAGGAGAUGUUAGGUUUAAAAUGUGCACACAAAUUAACUUUGACGACUUCUUAACCGUCCAUCAUGAAAUGGGCCAUAUUCAAUAUUAUCUUCAGUAUGGAUUCCAACCCUUGAACUACAGAUCCGGAGCUAACCCUGCUUUCCAUGAAGCUGUUGGUGAUACUAUUUCUUUGUCCGUCACAACACCUGAUCAUUUAAGGAAGGUUGGACUACUAAAAUCCUCUGAAAACGAUCAAGAAAGCGCUAUCAAUUACCUGAUGUUGCAAGCUUUGGACAAGAUUGCAUUCCUUCCAUUUGGAUAUUUAGUCGAUCAAUGGCGUUGGAAGGUAUUUGAUGGCUCUAUCACUCCUGAAAAUUACAACAAAGCUUGGUGGGAACUACGAACCAAAUAUCAAGGUAUUAUACCGCCCGUUUCCAGAACUGAAGAAGAUUUUGAUCCUGGCGCGAAAUAUCAUAUCCCUGGUAGUACUCCAUAUAUUAGGUAUUUUAUUAGUUAUAUCAUUCAGUUCCAAUUCCAGAAGGCGCUUUGCCAAGCUGCGGGCAAUACACAGCCAUUAUAUUUAUGUUCUGUUUACCAGUCCAAAGAAGCCGGAAAGAGAUUAGGAGAUAUGUUGAAAUUAGGUAGAAGUAAAUCUUGGGAAGAUGCUAUGGAAGCCAUUACUGGUCAGCGAGAGAUGGAUGCUUCAGCAAUUGUUGAAUACUUCAAACCACUUGAUGACUGGUUGAAGGAACAAAAUAAGGACGAAGUUAUCGGUUGGGACACUACUACCACGAAACCGCAAGUAACUACACCGUCUACAGGGUCUGCCGGUCGUGCUUUUACAUGGUCUACUUUAUUCAUCGCAUUGUUUACAUGUUUAAUUGCAUUUGAUUUACGUUGGUAAAUUUUAUAAAUGACUUUUAUGAAAACUGUUGUUUAAUUUAUAGCUCACUAUUUCGGAUAAUUUUUGUAAGCCAU
Trichoplax adhaerens is the source of this 3458-nucleotide messenger RNA. RefSeq lists its product as uncharacterized. The coding region runs from base 1 to 3384 and encodes 1127 amino acids. Gene Ontology annotation, biological process: proteolysis. Lineage: Eukaryota; Metazoa; Placozoa; Uniplacotomia; Trichoplacea; Trichoplacidae. The record is from RefSeq and is a predicted model, not a curated record. The transcript is spliced from 12 exons. Gene Ontology annotation, molecular function: peptidyl-dipeptidase activity; metallopeptidase activity. Gene Ontology annotation, cellular component: membrane.